This is a messenger RNA of Nicotiana tabacum (common tobacco), 878 nucleotides long. RefSeq lists its product as uncharacterized. The record is from RefSeq and is a predicted model, not a curated record. Lineage: Eukaryota; Viridiplantae; Streptophyta; Magnoliopsida; Solanales; Solanaceae.
UUAGUCGAAUAAAGGUUAUGGCCCUUUCAGGAACACUUUCUGGCAAUUGGCAUGGCGUCUGCGUCAAAGAAAUGGGCACGGGACGUCUAUUUCGUCGCUUCCCGGCUAUACUUUCUUCUAAUACUGUUCCAAGUCCCACUUUUCAGAUUUCCAUGUAGAAUUGGUACAUGUACCACACCUAUUGAGGUGUCCCUAUCUCUGUUAUAUGCAAAUGGAAUUAUUCCUGGAGGUUUGGUAAAAGCCCUGCUUUACCCAGGAGCCGUAGUAAAGGCCAUUUAUAAGAACAACACCAUCCCGAGUUAUGACAAGCUUCUGAAAAUCUACAAAUUCACCAACAUGAAGCAAUCUCCUGUAACACAUGACCUCCAAAACCUAGAGGUUAUAGUAGGAAGUUAUUUGUCAGUGGCAGGAGCAUUUUUUGGACUAAUGAAAUCAGGGAGAUUCAGUCUUAUUGGGGUCCUUCUCAUCACAUGGGGGCUUGAGAAGCAAGUCCUUUUUAGGAAUUCCAAAAGUGUAGUCAUAUACCCAACCAUGCUAAUUGCUUUGCUUUCUGCCUUCUUUUCUAUCAGAGCAGAUGUCACAAAGCUGAUUCGCUUCUCCAAACCUAAGGCCUCUCUCAGAAAUGAACAAAAGCAGAGUUAGAUUUGCUAGCUGAUUUCAUCACCUUUUUUUUAUUAACGUUGUCAUAUAUUUAGGUUGCAAUACAUUUUUAUAAGCAUAUUUUUGUUCCCAUGCUCUCAAAUCUCAAUUCCCGUCACCUGGCUUCCAAGAAAUGAGAUGUUACUUGUGGGGUUUCAACAUUAUUGUAGCCUGUAGGAGUGUCAUUGAACAGUUAUUUCACAGUAGGAUAGAAAAACGUCAAAUUUCUUCUUCUUUUA